Messenger RNA from Emiliania huxleyi CCMP1516, 1146 nucleotides. RefSeq lists its product as hypothetical. The transcript is spliced from 3 exons. Gene Ontology annotation, biological process: L-histidine biosynthetic process. Gene Ontology annotation, molecular function: metal ion binding; NAD binding; histidinol dehydrogenase activity. NCBI's taxonomy places the organism in Eukaryota, Haptophyta, Isochrysidales, Noelaerhabdaceae. The annotation marks the transcript as partial. The record is from RefSeq and is a predicted model, not a curated record. Gene Ontology annotation, cellular component: cytoplasm.
AUGUCCUUCGCAUCGCUCCGUCGGCUGCGCCCAGACGAAGUGCCGGCUGUCCGCCGCGAUCCAGUCGAGCCCAAGGCGCGCGCGGCCGCGGAGCCCAUUGUGGAGGCGGUCCGCUCCGAGGGUGAACCAGCGCUGCGCCGCUUUGCCGAGCGCUUUGGCGAGCUCAGCCCGGGCGAUGCCCUGGUGUACCGGCGCGAGGUCGAGCUCAAGGCGGCGUGGGAGUCCAUCUCGCAGGAGGAGCGCAACUGCCUCGCGCGCACCGCCCAGCGGAUCCGCCACUUUGCUCGCUCGCAGCGCUCCUCCGCCUCGGAGAUCUCCGUGCCAAUCCCGGGAGGAGAGGCAGGGCACACGCUGGCGCCGGUGGAGAACGCGGGCUGCUACGCGCCCGGCGGACGGUACCCGCUGCCGUCGACAGUCCUGAUGACCGCCGUCACCGCACGGGUCGCCGGCUGCGCGCGCGUCUGCGUCGCCUCUCCGCGGCCGACAGCGGUGACGCUCGCCGCCGCCUACAUCGCCGAGGCAGACCAGCUGAUCCCGGUGGGAGGGGCGCAGGCGAUCGCGGCGCUGGCGUACGGCGCGGGCCCGAUCGGCGCGUGCGAUGCCGUCGUCGGACCGGGUAACAUGUACGUUACCGCCGCAAAGUCGCUCGUGUCUGGCCGCGUCGCGAUCGACAUGCUCGCGGGCCCGUCCGAGUGCCUAGUCAUCGCAGACGGCAGCGCCUCGCCCGCGGUGGUGGCAGCCGACCUCCUCGCGCAGGCGGAGCACGACCCGGCGGCGCUGCCCGCCCUCGUCUGCCUGACGGAGGAGUUCGCCGCGGCGGUCGACCGCGAGCUGGCGGCGCAGCUGGCGGUGCUCCCCACUCGCGAGGUGGCGGCGGAGGCGCUGCAGAACGGCUACACGGUCGUGGUGGCGAGCCUGGACGAGGCGGUCGCCAUCAACGAUCGGCUGGCCGUCGAGCACGUCGAGCUGCACGUCAAGGAGUCGAUGGCGCUCGCCCGCCGGCUGAAGCACUAUGGCGGCCUCUUCGUCGGCGCCGGCGCGGCGGAGGUGCUCGGCGACUACGGCGCUGGGCCGAACCACACGCUGCCCACGGGCGGCACCGCGCGCUCCUUCGGCGGCCUCUCCGUCUUCACCUUUUUGCGCACG